Molecule: messenger RNA, 3661 nt
Organism: Ruditapes philippinarum (Manila clam)
Lineage: Eukaryota; Metazoa; Mollusca; Bivalvia; Venerida; Veneridae
Product: neurogenic locus notch homolog protein 1-like
Exons: 7
Coding region: 80-3595 (1171 amino acids)
Biological process (GO): heterophilic cell-cell adhesion; cell communication; establishment or maintenance of epithelial cell apical/basal polarity
Cellular component (GO): protein-containing complex; plasma membrane
Molecular function (GO): calcium ion binding
Source: RefSeq, a predicted model, not a curated record
CAUUAAAUUUGAAAAUCAACAACUCCCACCGGCAUCAUAUAAAGCAAGCGCCCUCUAUAACAAAGCAAAACCACUUCAAAUGACGUUCUCGUCUGGUGACAAAACUUUAGUUCUAGAGGCAAUGAUUUGGUGUGACACUCAUCAUUCUGGCAAUCAUUGUCAGCAUACAUGUAGCCCAAGAGGAAAUAAGAUGUGUGACGAGAAUGGACACUUGGUUUGCAAGACAGGGUACCAUGGAAAUACCUGCAUUGAUAUAAAUGAAUGUCAGGGUUUAAAUCCUUGCACGAAUGGCGGGACAUGUCAUAAUACUCCAGGAUCAUUCACUUGUCAAUGUCUCAAAAGCUGGACUGGACGUUUAUGUGACGUUGAUGUUGAUGAGUGUUCUUUACAACUUUGUACAAAUGCCACAACUUGUACGAACACUCCUGGGUCAUUUCACUGCCGUUGUGAACGUGGAUUUCGUGGACAUUAUUGCACAGAUGUUGACGAAUGCAAACUCCCAAUAAAGUUUUGUCAACACAAUAGCACAUGCUUGAACACAUAUGGUUCCUAUUCAUGCAUAUGCUCCGAAGGUUAUUUAGGAAACAGAUGUGAACAAUGUCAGUCAUGUGGUCCUCACAGUGCAAAUUGUACAAAUAAGAAUGGUAAUUUAACUUGUAACUGCAAAGAAGGUUGGAAUGGUAAAACUUGUCAAAACGAUAUAAAUGAAUGCCAAACUAAGCCUUGUCAUAAUGGGACAUGCAAUAAUAAACCCGGUAAUUACAGCUGCACAUGUUAUUCAGGGUACACAGGGAGAAACUGUGAAAAUGAUUUUAACGAGUGUUUAACGAUUACGUGUGCUAACAAUGGUACGUGUGUCAACUUACCUUACCCACGGAGGUAUAGAUGUGAUUGUGCGCCAGAAUGGGAUCCUAAAAGCCGUUGUCAUCAUCAUAUAGAUGAAUGUAAAUUAAACCCUUGUAUUCAUGGAAAUUGUUCAAAUAAAAAUGGAAACUACAUUUGUACCUGUAAAACUGGUUGGACUGGUAAGAAUUGUGACGUCUGGGACAGAUGUAAAGAAAAUCCAUGCUUAAACAAUGGAACCUGUUCCAAUGAACCUGAGAAUAACUUUUGCACAUGUGCUGACGGUUGGGCGGGGGACAAUUGCUCUGCUGAUAUAGAUGAGUGUAAUACUAGUAAUCCUUGCAAGAACAAUGGUCGAUGCACAAACAUAAAUGGUGGGUAUAUGUGUGUAUGUGGAGCCGGGUGGACGGGCCAAAACUGUACAGUAGAUGUUAAUGAAUGCAGAAAGUAUAAUCCCUGUAAACACAAUGGCAGUUGCAGAAAUACACAGGGGGGAUACUCAUGUCAAUGUGAAAAAGAAUGGACAGGGAGAAACUGUUCAGUAGAUGUUGAUGAAUGCAGUAAGCAUAACCCAUGUCAGCACAAUGGCGUUUGCAGAAACACACAAGGAGGAUAUUUAUGUAAUUGUCGUACUGCAUGGAUGGGGGAAAACUGUUCAGUAGAUGUUGAUGAAUGCAGUGAAAAUAACCCUUGUAAUAAUAAUGGCAGAUGCAGGAAUACACAAGGAGGAUAUGCUUGUCAUUGUGGAAGUGCGUGGAUGGGACAAAACUGUUCAGUAGAUGUGAAUGAAUGCAUCUCACAUAAUCCCUGUAAAAAUAAUGGCAGAUGCAGGAAUACGCAAGGAGGAUAUGCUUGUCAUUGUGGAAGUGCAUGGAUGGGAAAAAACUGUUCAAUAGAUGUUGAUGAAUGCAUCUCACAUAAUCCCUGUAAAAAUAAUGGCAGAUGCAGAAAUACGCAAGGAGGGUACUCAUGUCAAUGUGAAAGAGGUUGGACUGAACAAAACUGUUCCACUGAUAUCAAUGAAUGUCAUAAUAAUAACUCAUGCCAAAAUCAUGGUCAUUGUACCAAUACCCCGGGAGGAUACACAUGUCACUGUACCAUUGGGUUUACGGGGGAAAAUUGCACAUCUGACAUCAACGAAUGUACCAAUAACAAACUUUGCCAGAAUAAUGGAACUUGUCAUAAUAUCAAAGGAGGAUAUACGUGCACAUGUCCUCAAAAUUGGACCGGCAAUAACUGUGAACAAGAUGUCGAUGAAUGUCACGGUCCUUCUCCUUGCAAACAUAAUGGAACUUGUAUAAACACAAUCGGUAGUUAUUCAUGUAAAUGUCCGACAAAUUGGAAGGGAAGUCACUGUGAAACUGUGAAUGAAUGUGGUAAAAUAGAUAUGUGUAAAAACAAUGGAACAUGUAAAAACUUAAACGGUGGAUAUACGUGUGCUUGUACAGCUGGAUGGACAGGCAAAACGUGUAGCUUUGAUAUUAAUGAGUGUAGACUUCAUAAUUCUUGUCAAAAUAAUGGCCUCUGCGCGAAUACUCCGGGCGGGUACUCUUGUCACUGUGACAUUGGAUGGACUGGAAAAAACUGCUCAGUUGAUGUUGAUGAAUGCCUUACUGACCAUUCCUGUACACAUAAUAGUACAUGCAAAAACGUUAUAGGAGGAUAUAUGUGUACAUGCGAUGCUGGGUGGACUGGCGUAAACUGUUCUCUGGAUAUCAAUGAAUGUGAGGUAACUGUCCCAUGUCAAAAUAAUGGGACAUGUAAAAAUACAAAUGGGGGUUACUCAUGCACAUGUCCAUUAAGCUGGAAAGGAGAUAAUUGUGAGAUUAGCAUAACAGAUUGCAGUAAUCUACCAUGUAAGAACAAUGGAAGCUGUUCAUACACAAAUGACGGAUACACAUGUAAGUGUUCCAAAGGCUGGACCGGCAGAAAUUGCGAAUAUGGCUUAUCAUCAAAUUUUAAACUAGAGGAUGCGAUAAAGCCAGACUGCACGGAUUUUGGAUGGAAUAUUUCUGUUGAUAUGUCAGUACUAAAACAAUUAUAUCCUGGUAUCACGAUCAACAAUAUUUUCUUCGGUGACAACUCCUGUAAGGGGAAAUUGGUAGAGAGUAUUGUGUUAUUUUCGCAAGGAUUUCAGGACUGUCUAACAGCGGAAAGGAUAUCAGGCGAUACGAUAAUAUAUGAAAAUGAGUUGUUUUAUGCAAUCUACGAUCCUAUUCAUCCAUUUAUUAUUAGACAACACAAAUUCACAUUUGGAGUUGAAUGUGACGUCAGUCGUAAUGAAGCGACGUCAUCACACGUACAUCAUAAUGUUGAAACGCACCAUUCGGCUGUUCUUCAGCAUUAUAGUAUAAACAUGGCAUUUUAUAAAGACCAAGGUUAUAUAGAUAAACUGCCAGGAAACCCAAUACAAACCAACGUUGGGGAUGAUAUAUAUGUCAAAGUGUUCACUACGGCUACUGACUGGAAUAUAAAAAUGAGGUUACAUACAUGUUAUACGAGUCCCAAUCAACCAACGAAGAAUUUAAUUUACUACAUUAUCAAGGAUGGUUGUGAAGUAGAUAGUAAUACUCAUAUCAUAUCGCAAUCAACACAUGAGACAAGAUUUGUGUUUCAAGAUUUUGAGUACUCCACCGAUAGAGAGGGUCUUAAUAUCAACUGUAACGCUACAUUUUGUGAAAGUAAAGAUUUUUCUCCUGGAUGUUCUCAGUCAUGUCAGCCAGAUAAUACGCAGACAUUCAUUGGGAAAUAGAUCAAGCAAUUCAUUUGUGAAACAAACAUUUGAUUAUUAAUUUGAUAUUAAUUUUAUAAUAGAUUC